Molecule: messenger RNA, 936 nt
Organism: Lolium perenne
Lineage: Eukaryota; Viridiplantae; Streptophyta; Magnoliopsida; Poales; Poaceae
Source: RefSeq, a predicted model, not a curated record
AUGGACGCCGCGCUCGCCUGGUCCAGGCAGGACUGGGAGAGGCAGGAGGCGGAGCAGCAGAGGCGUUUGCUGGACCUUGCGGCCGCGCGGCGCCACGCCGUCCGCACCACACCAACCACACUGACCGCACCCGUCGCACCCGUGCCGCUCAUCAAGCUCGAGGAGAGCAGCGACGACGAGUUGUAUCGGCCGACGCCGCCACACGGCGAACCUGGCCAGGGUUCAAGCCGUUGGUACGGAGACGCCAGCCAGAGCAGCCAGCAGGCGCCGCCGCCUGAGGGCGCCGACCACGCCGUCGCCAGACCACUCCCCCUCGCCGUCGCCAGACCACGCCGUCGUCACCCGCCGCUCCCCCUCGCCUCGCCUCCCUCCCGCGCCACAACGCCGGCAUCCCCUCCUCCGGCCGGCAGCGCCUCACCGCGCCACAACGGCCGGCGCCAACCCGAGGUGAGCUCCCGAUCCCUCGCCGCCCUCCCUCGCCUCGCCUCCCUCGCCGCCGCGCGCCUCGCCGGGAGGAGCCGCGCGCGCGUCGACUGCCGGCAGGCGCCGGCGGCGCCCUCCCUCACGCACGCGGGCAAGCCGUUCGACGAAAUGCCCGGCCGCCGCGCGCCCUCGAUCCCCGCCCGGCCGCCGCGCGCCUUCCCAUGCCUGGCCGCCGCGCGCCUCCCCUGCCCGGCCGCCGCGCGCCCCUCCCAUGCCUGGCCGCCGCGCGCCCUCCCUGCCCGGCCGCCGCGCCGGCAGGCCACCCCGCGCACGCCGCCCCCAAGCAGGUCGCCUCCAAUCACGUCGCGCACGGGAGGCUGCCCUCGCGCUCGCCGCCCCCAAGCACGCUGCCCGGCCGCCGCACAUGCUGCAAGUAGCCCCCAAUCACGCCGCCUCGCACCGCCUCGCGCACGGAAAGAGUUUGUACAUAUUGGUAAUUUUGUUGUUGAUUGA